Pollicipes pollicipes is the source of this 2724-nucleotide messenger RNA. Its product is annotated as putative G-protein coupled receptor Mth-like 1. Lineage: Eukaryota; Metazoa; Arthropoda; Thecostraca; Pollicipedomorpha; Pollicipedidae. Bases 678 to 1178 code for a protein of 166 amino acids. The record is from RefSeq and is a predicted model, not a curated record. The transcript is spliced from 4 exons.
ACAUACUAAACCUGGUAUUAAUCCCGAUUCUGAUAUACUUAUAGUAUGUGUCGAUACCUACUAGUCAAAACUUUAGAGUACCCGGUGUUCUGUUGCUCUGGCCAUAUCAUAAUCCCGUAAUUUUCGAAACGUCCUAGACGCUGCUUCGAAUGACAGUUGUUGGCUCAUUUUGCGAGUCUUUGUAUCAACCAUCAAAUAUGUGGCAAGUCGAGAUAUUAUAAAAGGACGAUGAUUGGUUAGCUAUGUUUGAUGAAAUUAAAACAUGUAGAAAUCAUAUGUAACCCCGUAUUCAACCCCGUCAUCAUUUUGAUCUCAUGUGUCAGACCGGCCAGACCCACAUCGGUCAGACCCUCAUGCCGUUUUCACCAACAAGUACCGCGUGACAACUUCAAAACAUCAGAAACAUCAGAUGCGUUAGCUGUUCCUGAACUAAGAUUUUGGUCCAGCUCAGAUUUUCAAACACACAACCUUGAGGUGUAACCAGGUCCAAGAAGUUACUAAUGAUAAGCAAAAUCUGCAGAGCUGUGUCAGAGUCGAAAGAGUGUCUGAUAUUUCGCAGCCCUUGUAGUAAGAAGCGCCUUUAAUCAAACUCAGCAUGGUUUCCCGACAGUGAGCGGUUGCGAUGUUGGGCACAUCCUCUUGCCCUGUUUGGACGUAUUUCACACACGGUCAUUGCCAUGACGAAUCUUCGCAGCCACACUUACCUCGUACUGAAAUUGGCACAAGAUUGGCUGAAGGUGUACGUGAAUCUGUUCAUCAUCAUGGAAGUCAGCUGGAUAGCUGAAUGCUUGUCCACACAGAUAAAACCGAAACAGCUCUGGUACUUCACGGACAUCAUCAACGCCUCCCAGGGAACGCUGAUCUUCCUGCUGUUCAUCGUGCGCUCCUCCACACGCCGGGCGAUCAAAAACCGAUUUUUGGAGCUCACCAAAUACGGCUUUAACCCAUCUGCUCGCAAGGUGCACCCAGCGGGGAGAGACGACCAGAACCCGCCCUCCUCCCGUACCAAGACAACUGGGAGUGGCAACUCGGGCGCCAGCAGGAGCGCCCAGUCGGACGGCAUACCAAUGACCGAUGUCCAGCAAGGUGGCGCCGUCAAAACAGGGGAGGCGAACAGUGACAACAGCAAGGCGACGCCAUGCAACCCCGACAAGAGCACCCACGACAAUCCGUGCUAAGUGCGCUGUCCGUCGCCCGUUCGAUGAGCAAACGGCAUGUGUGGGCCGACGGGGCGCUGGAGGAGAGACUGUAGACGCACAGUGUCAUGACUGGGCACGCAGGGCACGUCCCGUCGAUCGUGCCACACCGCUGAACUGAAGACCGUGCUCCUGUUAAAUCGCUGUUGCACUGGUGUGUUUUGACUCGCUCUGCGCUUGUUUGCGUCGCUUGUGAAGUAUGCUGGCACGAACUCUGGCUGGGAGGACAGCACGGGGUAGUGUUGUCUGUGUAUCUCAUGCGGCGCCGCAGCCGGCUAAAUGCUCCCAUGAUAUGGUAGCGAGCCUCUCCGUACUGCUGGCUGGCACCGCCCUCGGCCUCAGUUUUCUCGGUGUUUGCCGCGACGUGUCCAUCUGUCCAGACACCUGUCGGCAAAUGUUUAUACUACAAGUACACUGCGCGCGGUUUGGUGGCAGCACGGGCGCGUGUCACGACUGACUUAUUUUGUCGUGUUGACUUCGUUGCCAUGUUAGUCAACGAUUGAUUGCUGAUAAGAUCAGAGAUUGUUCCACAGGAUAUUGUCUUAAAAUGGGACCUUUGCAAAACAAAUUUUACGCUUGACCACGUCGAGGAAACACUAAGGUGGUGUUAUGCUGUAUUUACCGUCGUCAUUACCGGUCACCCGUGGCUUUCUUGUCGAUAUCAUGGGAUCGUGCGUGCUGUAUGGUUACGUAACAUCACAUCGCUGUGAAGUCAAUGAUUCAUAUUGCGUUCAUCGUGAAAGUUUGAUGAGAUAGUCAUAUAAAAUAGGAAGCUGAUGAAGUAGAUGCAUUUUUUGUGUGCCUUGUUGGUUUACCAUUUUCGGAUAGAUACCCUGAGCGCCAUCGCAAUGGUCGAGUAAUUUGUUAUUGUGAUCAGCGGCAGGAAUGGAUGGCGUUAGCUACGCAUUGCUUGUUUAUUGUGGUCAUGCGAAUGGGUACGUCAUCUAGGGACGCACUCAGCCAGAAGGUGCCAUAUAGUAUAUACAUGAGAUAAGCAUGGUGGACAGUGGUACAUCAGCAGAGCGCAGUUGAUCUAUUAUGUUACAUAAGAUCUGAGGGCGUGCAUUGCUUGCCUGCCAAUUUUUUACUGCGUUGUCAUUCGUGUGCCAAGUAAAUUUGCAUGCCAUUGGAGAAAAGGCAUGAGAAUUUCAUAAGUUCAAAGCACCGCUCGGAUUUCACUGGUAUCAUUUGGGAGCUAUUGAUUUUGUCGUUGUUGACCGUGCCAUUGUUACUCUUUAUGACAGCGUGUCGUGUCGUGCUGUCGUAUCUGGCUUGACGCCGUCGAAUCAGAGUCAAUGCCAACGAACGUGAUUCCUGCGCUGUUGCAGUCACUGCCGCGGAAUCCGUCACGUUUUCAGUGCGUCGCGAGUUUACACCUUGUGAGAACACGCUCUUCGGGCUGCGGAUAAAUGUUUUGUUUGUUGCAUUACCGCCGUUGUAAUGGUGUCACCAAUGUGCCAUAAAUUGACGUAAGAAGGUAAGCUGGAAGUUUCAUUAUGAUGGACAUAAACACGAUGGUGCUUUAUGA